Molecule: messenger RNA, 2919 nt
Organism: Naegleria fowleri
Lineage: Eukaryota; Heterolobosea; Eutetramitea; Acrasida; Naegleriidae
Exons: 3
Coding region: 1-2919 (972 amino acids)
Cellular component (GO): nucleus
Source: RefSeq, a predicted model, not a curated record
AUGACGCAAAAACGAAAGAAUGAAAAACAAGAGCCAAAAAAGAAAAAGCUUGGAAAGAAACUAAAACCAGCCAACCACACCAAUAUUGAAUUUAAAACAAAGGGUAUAUUCAUGGCUCAUCAAAAUUUGAGAAGUGUGGAUACUCUUGAAAGUAAUUGGGUGACCAGUAGAAAUCUAGGCUUGAAUGAUAUAUUUCCGAAAUUGAAACAUUACAAUGUAAAAACUGUAGUUUCUGCAAUGAAGAGUUUAUUGGAACUUGUAACUUUGCAUCCUGUAGUUUUGAAAGUUUAUCUUGGAAAAAUUUUGAAUGAAGUGACACCAUUGAUGCUAGAUGGAAAUGAAGAAGUACAUACAGCUUUAUUUAAUUUUCUAAAUUACAGUUUACCGAGAAUUUCAUCGGCCUCAAUUACACCAUUCAUUUCACUAUUGAUGGCAUAUAUCACAAGCGGAAUGACUCACCUUAUUGGCACUGUUCGUAGAUACUCACUCAAAAUUCUUUCCAAAUUUUUAGACCACUUUCCAGUUCCUAUUGCCCAAUAUUCGGUUCGAGUCAUGCCUAAUAUUUGUUAUAUUUUCAUGCUCAGUCGAAUGGGUGUUGCUUAUAAGGGAGUCAGAUACAGAACUACUCAACAAUUGUGUGUAACGGUUUUAAAUAAUUUUCUGAGCAUACUUUUCGAAAACAACAAACUUGGAAUACCCUCAAGCAAGAGAGUGGCACAUACUCACACUCAUAACCACAUGAAAAUGAAUUUAGCAAAUACAAAUGGGUCAUCGUCUUCGACAAACUCCCUCUACUUUGCACAUGCUUCCUCAUCUGAAAAGGCACAAUUUUCUUUUGACACAAUAGCCCAAAACAAAAUUCAACUCAUGACUCAAUUACUCACUCGAAGGAUGGCAACACUCGAAAAUAUGGAGCAAAAGUCCUUGAAAUUGGAUGCAGAUCAAUUGUUGGAACUUGGAAAUGACGAUUCAAAGGAUCAAGAAGAACAAUUUGACAACAAACCUACAGAACAACCCUCUUUAAAAAAACUGUUACAAGAAGAGAUGGAUCUCAAAACAUACAAUCUAGAAGAUGAGGAAUCUAUUGCAGAAUUUUUCAAAUUGAUAUUCAUAAUUCUAGUUGAAGUUUGGAUUGAAAUUUUCGAAGAACAACGAGCUUCAGCAGCAAGCCAUCACAUCCAAACAGAAUAUGUUCUCACAAUUAUCAAAUCAGUUUUGGACAUUUCCUAUCAAUUAUUGUAUGCUUUUGAGCAUACUCAGCAAGGCACUCCCGACAGUAAGAACAUUCAUCGAAAAACCAUCAAUAAGGCUCUGAAACAAUCUCUUCAACAUUUUGUGACCAAAAUGCCAUUGCAAUUAUCGUCAAAAAUUCGUCAGAGCUCCAACAACAUUGACCGUACCAAUGCCAGUUUAUUAGCCAUGCUUUCAUUCUGUUUUGGUAAAUUCAGUUCUGAAAAGGGUUCUACCGAAAUUUCCUACAAGGAAUGGGAGUUGGUCUAUGUGAAACAAAUCACUCACUUUAUUUCAAAUGCUGAAAAUUUGAAUUUGGAAGAUGAGGAUUUUGCCAAGCUUUUAGGAUCCUUCUAUCGUAUUUACAGAUAUCUACCGCCUGCCAUAGGGGCUCAAUUAUGGAAAUCAUUGACUGCUCUCUUUAUCAAACAAGGAGCCUACUCCUCGAAACAAAAAUUAAUUUUAGAGUUCUUUGCGAGUGUUGGCUUGCAAGAUGAAUCAACCACACCACAAGCCGAUGUGAUUGAGCAAUGGGUCUCUGUAUUAAUUCCAAUGUUGUGUAAAUUGGAUGAAGAACAACAUUAUGAAAUUAGUCAACACAUUUUACAAGUGCUUCUUGCCUUGGCUAAGAAUCCAAAAUUCCAAUCUUACAUUCAAAAGUCCAUCGUUGAAGCUAUUGCUCCAUUCUUUUAUGACGAGGCAAGGCAAACAUGUGGUCCAUUCAUUCGAUUACCGAAACGAUUGCAAUCCCUUUCUCUUCAAUUGAUUUAUUAUUUUGAAUCAUUGAGUGCAGAUUUGAUGAAACAUAUUUCCAAAGCAUGUUGCAAUGUGGAACAACGACUCGAUUUUGAUUUGAUUACACAGGUGAUUGAGGUUAUUCGGCAUCACACUACAAAAUCUGAGAAACGUUUCAAACUCAAACCAUCGGUUCAUAUUAGCUUUUUAUGUACCUUGUUAUGUUUUGUUUGUUCAAACCAUGGCUCUCAUCAGAAUAGUUCGACCAAUGCAUCUACAACAACAGGUUCACAAAUUGGGCUUGUAGGAAUUGGAGAUGUCAUUCAAGAAAUUGUUGUCUCUCUACAAGAUUACUCUUCAUCAUGUUUUGACAUCAUGAAACCAUUCUUGAAGUCAACUCUUGAAAAGCAAUUGAAGGCAGAGAAAAUGAAUGUGACACUUGUGGGAGCAUUAUUGUUGAUUUCAUCCAAAUGCAUGCAAUGGUCGAAAUUGAAUGAUUCUCAAAGUUUCCACAAAGACCAUUCUGAACUUUCCGAAUUAUUGAACAACAUACUCCCUAAAAUUCUAAUUUCCUUCCUCAAGAACACACUAUUACUUCACAAACGAACAAAAUCAUCAUCGGUCAUUGCAAAGGAUUUACUGACCUCAUACCAUCCCUUGUUUGGAAAAGUCAUUGAUGAACUUGAAGCUCAAUCUUCAAAACUCGAAAUUGAUUUCAUUUUGGACAUUAUUCAUUCAUGCCUCAAAGUGGCAUUACCAUAUUAUUUUGAGGAAGAAACCAAGCCAAGCUCAAUUGAGCAGCAACAACACGCCAAUGAGAUUCACAAAGUCGAGAAUGUCGUCAAUCAAUUACAUCAACGAAUUACAACAUUUUUCAAGAGGAAUGAAUUUUCUGAUUCAACUCAUUCCACAAAGAAGAAUCAAAUCCUUGGACUCUUGAAAAUGAGUCAUUGA